AUGGCGGAUACGACUGCGCGCACUCGUCUGGACUACCUCUGGGCCGCGGCUGUUGCGGAGAACGAUUGGGCCUUCCAGUCGUCGAAGUCGAGGGCGGUGCAGGAAUUUGUUGAUGCGGCUCUCGCCUUCGCGAAGCCAUACACCCUCCCGUCCCCCUACAAGGUUGGAGGCCCGCUUCUGCUGAAAUUACGGGCGGAUACGGAGGAGCUAGCGAAGCCGAUGAUGGAGAGUUGGCUCAAGCGCGGCUGCACCCUGACGUGCGACGGAUGGACUUGUUUGAAAAGCCGAGGGCUUGUUUGCGUUAUCGCCCUCAACGACACGGCUCCGGUGAUUGUGGAAACAAUUGACUCGAAAACCGCCAAGAAAACAGGCGGGUAUCUUGCCAAGCUCCUCCGCAAUGCCAUUGUCAAGGUGGGGGACAAGACUGUCGUCCAGGUUGUCAUGGACAACGCGUCUAAUAAUCGAAAGGCGGCAGACAUUUUGCGCGACGGAUACCCGGGCAUCUUCUUCAACAACUGCGCCGCGCAUGUACUCGACCUCAUGCUUCACGACUUCGGGAAAAUUCGUGCGGUGAAGCGGGUCAUUAGCCAGGUGAACCGCGUGGUCAUGAUGGUGAAGGCAAGCGCCUCCGCCGUCACCCUCUUCCAUGAGGUCUUUAACGAGCUUGCAUUGGUGCGGCCUGGUGCAACGCGGUUUGGCACGAACGUCAUCAUGCUCGCCCGAUUCCUCGAAGUAAAGAAGUCGCUGCGGCAGAUGGUCAUAAGUGAGGAGUGGGAGGACAUUGCGGUGGCAAAGCAGCCGGAGGGGAAGGCGGUCCGACACCUCCUCUUGGAUGAGGUGUUUUGGGAUUGCGCAACCGCGGUGCUCCGCAUCAUGCAGCCCGUGUAUGACGUCCUUCGGGUCGUCGACACGCGGGCUCUAGUCAUGGGGCAAGUGUAUGGCCUCAUGCUAGAGGCCACGGUGAAGACCAACGAGGCGGCCCAGGCUGGAGCCACCAUGUUUGUCAAGCGCACAAAAUUGCUGCUGGCAAAGGACAAGCCCGCAUUCCUGGCGGAAAUCAAGGCUAUCCUAGCCAAGAGGUGGGACAAACAGAUGCAUAACCCACUGCACGCUCUCGGGUGGCUCCUCAACCCCCGCAAUCAGUACGUGGGGGAAGUGCGGGAGGAUGAGGAGGUGAGGACUGGGGCGGAGGCGGUCAUCCAAGCACGGGUGAAGGAUGUCGCCCAGCGCACCCUCAUCCAGGCGCAGUUGGCUCAGUUCCACAAGGGCGAGGGGCGGUUGGGGUCCCCCGACGCACGGUGGGCUGCUAAGGUUUUGGUGGAGGGGGGGCGCCUGACGGAUGCUGAAUGGUGGUGGAUGUACGGCGGGGAGGUGAAGGCGCUGCAGUCGCUGGCAGUGAUGAACCUGUCACAGCCGGUAACGUCAUCCGAGGUGGAGCGUUACUGGUCCGCGAUUGCUCGUGUGCAACGGCGUGACCGUAACCGCAUCUCCGCCAAGAAGAUGACGGACGUGACCUAUGUCGCGUUCACGAGGAGGGCUCGGGCCACCUUUGACAGAAAGCAGAAGGUGAGGGAGAAGCUCUACGCCGAUCUGACCAACGGUGCCCUCAAGGAAGGGUGUGUCGUCGCUCCGGCAGAGGAAGAGGCGGAGGAAGAGGGGGAUGCUGAGGAGGAGGGAGAGGUGAAUGUGGGAUGCACCAUUGACUGGGAGCAUUUCGGGCAGAUUGGCAAGAAGAAGAGGGUGGGUGAGAGCACCAAAAGGAAGAGGAAGGGCAAGGCGACCAAGCCUUGCAAAGGUAAGGGGAGGUCAGCGGCUGCGCGUGAGGAUGAGGAGGAGGAGGCGGCGGACAGCAGUGGGGACGAGGAGGAGGAGGCGGCGGACAGCAGUGGCAAUGUGGAAGAGCAUGUGCCCACCACCAGGAGGACUCGGGGGGGCGAGGAUCCGUGGGACAUUAGUGAUGGAUCGAGCGGGGAAGAAUCGGAGGAGGAGGAUGACGAGGGGGAGGAGGGGGAUGAUGAGUAG
Closterium sp. Naga37s-1 is the source of this 2022-nucleotide messenger RNA. NCBI's taxonomy places the organism in Eukaryota, Viridiplantae, Streptophyta, Zygnematophyceae, Desmidiales, Closteriaceae. The record is from the annotation of a GenBank genome assembly.